Messenger RNA from Spinacia oleracea (spinach), 1026 nucleotides. RefSeq lists its product as uncharacterized. Gene Ontology annotation, biological process: proteolysis. Gene Ontology annotation, molecular function: aspartic-type endopeptidase activity. The record is from RefSeq and is a predicted model, not a curated record. The transcript has 2 exons. NCBI's taxonomy places the organism in Eukaryota, Viridiplantae, Streptophyta, Magnoliopsida, Caryophyllales, Amaranthaceae. Bases 1 to 1026 code for a protein of 341 amino acids.
AUGCACAAGAAGAGAAAUAAUGCUGAAACCUCCAACCAGCAAGAGUAUGACAAGAAACCUCCCUAUGGAGGAAAUAGUAAUGGCUAUGGCAAUGGAAAUGGCUAUGGGAAUGGAAGUGGCAAUGGUAAUGGCAGUGGCUACAGUGAAUGUCCCAAGAGGAAGGGGAAUAAUCGCCAAGGUCAUAAUGGAAACAAUGGUAGCAUUGGAGGCGGCUAUGGAAGGAACUCGAACAACAAUGCCAAUGGGCAUACCAACAAUGGUAAUGCUGGAGCAACAAACACUAACCAGAACAAUGGCAAUGGGAGGACCAGCAAUGGAUGGAUAUAUGUCAUGAACCAGAAUGAGGCUAGCAUCAAUGCCAACGUUGUGACGGGUACUUUUCUAGUUAACUCUAAGCCUGCUUACUUACUUUUUGAUUCAGGGGUGUCUCAUUCUUUUGUAUCCACUUCUUUUGUGAGUAAAAACGCAUUGAAACCUUCAUCGUCGUGUCAAGCCAAUAUAGUGAUACCAUCUGGGGAAGUUGUGCUUUGUAAAUCCCUAUACCAGAACAUUCCUAUUAAUGUAGCUGGGACUGAGUUACCUGCAGACCUUAUCCAGUUUAACCUGACUGAUUUUGAUGUAAUCUUGGGAAUAGAUUGGCUUAGUAAGUACAGGGCUAGAAUUGAGUGUCGCACCCAGAAAGUGUCUCUUAGGGGGCCAAAGGGGAAUAGAAUUUCUUACCAGGGAGUUGUGUCUAAGCCUGAACUCAGUAUUGUGUCAUCCAUGACUUUUCAUUCUUAUAUUAGGAAAGGUUACCCCAUAUACUUGUGCCAUGUGCAAGAUGUGAAUGUAGAAGAGAAAGUCAUAGAACAGAUUCCAGUAGUAAGAGAAUUUCAAGAUGUAUUCCCAGAAGAAAUCCCAGGGAUGCCACCAGCUAGGGAGUUGGAUUUCAAAAUAGAUUUAGUGCCUGGAACAGGAGCUAUUUCCAAGGCACCAUAUAGGAUGGCACCCGCAGAGAUGAAGGAUGCAGUUAGAGGAGUUGCUUGA